Messenger RNA from Meriones unguiculatus (Mongolian gerbil), 5883 nucleotides. RefSeq names its product HHIP like 1 (gene Hhipl1). Gene Ontology annotation, cellular component: membrane. NCBI's taxonomy places the organism in Eukaryota, Metazoa, Chordata, Mammalia, Rodentia, Muridae. The transcript is spliced from 9 exons. The record is from RefSeq and is a predicted model, not a curated record. Bases 435 to 2810 code for a protein of 791 amino acids.
AGUCCCUCCCUGCUGUGGGCUUUGGGGUGCUUGCUCCUUGCCCCACCACCACCAAGAGAGGAAGCUGAGAGUAAGAGAUGGAACUGUGAAACUGGGCAACCGGGGCUUCCCAGACGCCAGGCCACGGACCUUGAAUUUGGAAAGACUGGGGCCAGGAGGAGGGGGCUGGCCGCAGAGCGGGAACCGGGCUGUGCCGCGCUCCUCCAAUCCCGCAGAGUGCUCCCAAGGAGAGGUGACCUCGAGCGAGAGGACUCCCCAGACUCUAGGCCUGCGGGGAGAAGCCACGGGUUUCCCCCGAGAGCGCCCGGGAGGGUGAAAGUCUGGAGGCGGGCGCUCGGGGCGCGGCCAGGGGCUCGGGGGUGGGGGUGGGGGCGCACUGGCGGGCCUGGCAGGCCUUUGGCUUUUUUUUUUUUCUUGUGCGAACUGCCGGGCAGAUGGCUGGGCGGCUGGCUGGGGCCGGGGUCGGGCCCGCGGCGCUGCUGGCUCUGCGCGCUCUGCUGGCUGCCGCGCACCCACAGUGUCUGGACUUCAGGCCGCCCUUCCGGCCGCCGCAGCCGCUGAGCUUCUGCGCGCAGUAUUCCUCCUUUGGCUGCUGCACCGCAGAGCAGGACGAGGCGCUGGCCCGGCGCUUCCGGGCUCUGGAGACCCGCAUGGACGCCGGGGUGUGGGCGACUUGUGCCGGCUACGCGCUGGACCUGCUGUGCCAGGAAUGCUCGCCCUACGCAGCCCACCUCUACGACGCGGAGGACCCGGCCACCCCCCUGCGGACAGUGCCUGGCCUGUGCGAGGAUUACUGCCUCGACAUGUGGCAGCCCUGCCGAGGCCUCUUCCGUUACCUCUCCCCUGACCGUGAACUCUGGGCCCUGGAGAGCAACCGGGCCAAAUUAUGCCGCUACCUGUCCCUAGAGGACACUGACUACUGCUUCCCAAGCCUGCUGGUCAACGAGAACCUGAACUCGAACCUGGGCCGCGUAGUGGCUGAUGCCAAGGGCUGCCUGCAGCUGUGUCUGGAGGAGGUGGCCAACGGGCUUCGGAACCCCGUCGCCAUGGUACACGCUGGGGACGGCAGCCACCGCUUCUUCGUGGCCGAGCAGGUGGGGCUGGUGUGGACCUACCUGCCCGACCGCUCGCGCCUGGAGAAGCCCUUCCUGAAUGUGAGCCAGGCGGUGCUCACGUCACCCUGGGAAGGGGAUGAGCGCGGCUUCCUCGGCCUUGCCUUCCACCCCCGCUACCCACGUCCCAGGAGGCUCUACGUCUACUACUCUGUGGGGGUUGGCUUCCGAGAGUGGAUCCGUAUCAGCGAGUUCAGAGUCUCGGAGGAUGAUGAGAACACCGUGGAUCACAGCUCAGAGAGGAUAAUCCUGGAGAUUGAAGAACCAGCCUCUAACCACAAUGGGGGCCAGCUGCUCUUUGGGGAUGACGGCUACCUCUACAUCUUUACGGGAGAUGGCGGCAUGGCAGGAGACCCCUUUGGGAAGUUUGGAAAUGCGCAAAACAAGUCGGCGCUGCUGGGCAAGGUGCUUCGCCUCGACGUGGACCACAAGGAGCGCGGCCUGCCCUACGCGAUCCCUCCGGAUAACCCGUUCGUGGACGACCCGGGAGCGCGGCCCGAGGUCUAUGCCCUGGGUGUGCGCAAUAUGUGGCGCUGCUCCUUCGACCGCGGAGACCCAAGGUCUGGCGCCGGCCGCGGGCGCCUGUUCUGCGGGGACGUGGGCCAGAACAAGUACGAGGAGGUGGACCUGGUGGAAAGGGGCCGCAACUACGGCUGGCGAGCUCGCGAGGGCUUCGAGUGCUACGACCGCAAGCUGUGCGCCAACGCCUCCCUCGAUGAUGUGCUGCCGAUUUUCGCCUACCCGCACAAGCUGGGCAAAUCAGUCACGGGGGGCUACGUGUACCGGGGUUGCGAGUACCCCAACCUCAACGGCCUCUACAUAUUUGGCGAUUUCAUGAGCGGAAGACUGAUGUCCCUCCGAGAGAACCCAGAGACAGGCCAGUGGAGGUACAGUGAGGUCUGCAUGGGCCGUGGGCAGACCUGUGCCUUCCCAGGCCUCAUCAACAACUACUACCCGCAUAUUAUCUCCUUUGCAGAGGAUGAGGCUGGGGAGCUGUACUUCAUGUCCACGGGUGUGCCUAGCGCCACAGCCGCACACGGGGUCAUCUACAAAGUGAUCGACCCCUCCAGACGGGCGCCUCCAGGGAAGUGUAAAAUACACCCUGCUCAGGUGAAGGCAAAGAGCCGCCUCAUCCCCUUUGUGCCCAAGGAAAAGUUCAUCCGGACGCCUGAGAGCACUCCUCGCCCCACAGCCCGCGCUCCCACCAAGGCGCCCCGCCGCAGGCGCCCCACGGCCGCUCCCCGAGCACCCACCCCGCGGCCCACAAAGCCCGCGAGGCCCACCCGGCGACCAGGGGCCCGAAAGGGAAACGGACGACGGCGGGGACGUCCGAGCACCGCGGUCCCCGCACCCCAGAACGGCUCGGUGCGCCUGGUACGGCCCGCGGGCCUGAGCCCCGGCCGCGGCCGCGUGGAAGUGUUCGUAGGCGGACAGUGGGGCACGGUGUGCGACGACGCCUGGGACACCAAGGCAGCCGCGGUGGUGUGUCGCCAGCUGGGCUUCGCGCACGCGGUGCGAGCAGCCAAGCGCGCCGAGUUCGGCGAGGGCCGCGCGCUGCCGAUCCUGCUGGACGAUGUUCGCUGCGCCGGCAGCGAGCGCAACCUGCUGGAGUGCGCGCACGCCGGCGUGGGCACGCAUAACUGCAAGCACGAAGAGGACGCUGGCGUCGAGUGCAGCCACCAGGACCCGGACAUGUAGCCUGGCCUCUGCCGCCUGGCUGUGCCACCCUGCGAGGAUGGAGCCUGGGGUGGCCCCUUGGGUCUGCGGGCGCCUGGUGCAGCAGGCACCAUGGUGAAGGGUCCAAGGUGUGGUUCAUCUGGACGUGACCUCUGUGUCUGUGUGCGUGUGGGUGAACGUGUGGGUGAGCGUGUUGGUGUGUGUGUGUAUGUGUGAGUGUGUGUGAGUGUGUGAGUGUGUGUGUGUGAGUGUGUGUGUGUGUGUGAGUGUGUGUGUGUGUGUGAGUGUGUGAGUGUGUGUGAGUGAGUGUGUGUGAGUGUGUGUGUGUGAGUGUGUGUGUGUGUGUGAGUGUGUGUGUGUGUGUGAGUGUGUGUGUGUGUGUGUGUGUGUGUGUGUGUUUGGUUGGUGAACGAGAUCACUUACCUGCCAGCACUUUGGAGAGCGCGGGCAGGCACUGUUCAGGAACAGCACCCUGUAGGGAGGCUGGUUGCUUUACAGUGUCAGACUGAGGGAAGGAGCUGGCCAGCCCUCCCCCUGCCAGGGCCGAGUGACAGGCACCAGAACAGCAGAAGCGUGGCCUGAGAAUCAUGGCCAGAGUGCGAGCAGAUAAGGCAGUCCAAGGCACCGCAGAAACGAACGGGCAGUUGGAGAGCCAAAGAAGGGUCUCAAAGGACCAGGAGGCUGUGGCCAUUUGCUACCCACCAGGGAUCAGGCUGAAAGGGAUCAAGCAAGCACCCAUGAGAAGCCAUUUGACACUCCCUGCAGGCAGGCACCCCGGGGAGGCUGCUGGUUCCCCUCCAUCAUUGAAGCCUGACUCUCACCUAUUCCUGUUGAGAGCCCUUAGGCUCACACUCUGCUCCCUUCAGCCUCUGAGUCCCAGGUGGGGAUGCAGCAUGGGGAGGGGCUCUCCUUUCUUCCUCUUCUGUCUCCAUCACCUCCUAGGGGAUCCUCAGAUUCCUCAGCCCCCAUCUGAGAGUAGCCUUUGGGGCCAUCAAGACUACUCAUUAUGGCUGUGUCAACCACUUGACUAUUCACAACCCUUCCCUCUCUCCUCUUAUCCCCCCCCCCACAUCCCCGGAAGCUGAGUUACAAGGUGAGGGGCCCCAAAUGAAGAGGGUAGGGCCUGCUGCUUCUCUCCCUGCUCUGUAGGAAGAGGGAACAGUGUUAGGCCUCACCGGUGACUUUGUCUGGUGCCUGGAGCAAGUUCUGGAUAGCUGUACUUAGUUAGCAUCAGAGAGGGGCAGGGCUGGGGAAACAGAUGAGUCACCGGUCAGGGAGAACAGGAUGUGGCCCUUGUCUGGCAGCUAUGGCCAGGACUCAGGGUGAGGCUCCUGACCCAAGCUUUGCAGGAAGAAGUCAUCCCUGCGCCGAGUUCUGAUCCGAACGGGCCUGAGUGGUGUUCCAGGCAGAGCAAUGGGUGCGGCCUCGGGCUUGGUGACGUCUGCCCCUGUUCAUUGCAGCUUCGGAGGGACCUUGAGGGUCACCCUGCCUGCUCUGCAACUCAGGAGGCUGGCUGUUCUCGGAAGUAAAAGAAAAAUUACAGACAGCAAAGGAAAACAUCUGGAGCAAAGCUGUGCAGCCACAAUACUGGGAAGCCGGGGAGCCCGUGUCCUGUGUCUUCGCAGUGCAGUUCUUGGGGGGGGGGCAGAGUGUCUACACAGUCUAUCCUGGUUAUUGGCAGGAGGAGGAGGAAGAGGAGGAGGAAGUUCAGGUGUGAAGGACAGUGUGCUGAGCAGGUAUGCUUGGGCUGGCAGGACUGGCUGAGAAGGUUCUUUCAACCUUGAGCUCCCAAAACACCUGUGUCCACCUCUUAACACAUUAGACUAGAAGGCAGCGAGGGUUCUAGUCCUUGCUGUGUGGCCUGAGGUCGGCCAGUCACUUAACUUCUCUGAGCCUCAUGGGGAAAAUGGAGGUAGUCAAUAGGACUUCUGAAUAAAGAAAAAUAAAUAAAUAAAAAAUAAAGGUAGCAUUCCAGAUGCAUUCCAGAAUAUGAAUCUUCUGAACGGAAAGCUCGGUAUUGAUUUGGUGACAUUGAUGCUGGCAGCUGCCAGCUGUGUUAGGUAGGAAGGCAUGCCACGUGGAGGGACUGGCAUCAGGGUGGCGGAGGAAGAAACAGGCAAAAUGAGAAAAGUGAGUCCCUGCAAGAUGACACGGAGGACUCUAGCCUUCCAGCCUGGUGUCCGGCCUCUCACCCUCUUCUCGGUGAAGAACCAGCCUUUAUGCAGAACUUGCUGCCUGCCAGGUUCUUCAGGUGUGUUAGCCCCCAACCCGAUGCCCUCUCCCCCUGCAUGUUCAACAUCACCAUCCCUCCGUCCCCACGGUGCCUGUAAACUGGUGUCCAGGGCUUUGGAGAACUGAGGCUCAGGUCUCAGUGGCUCCCCCGUCCCUCUUCUCCCUCAGGCAGUAGCUCCAGGUCCCCCUUUGCUACACCUCCCCAGUGGUGACUGCUGGGAAAUGGCACCCUAUGGGGGUUGUUCUGACUAGUUCUUACUCUAGCUUAACCCUAGCUAGCAGAGUCGUCUGAGAAGUGGGAACCCAGGCUGAGAAAAUGCACCCACCAGAUAGGCAUGCAGGAAAGCCUGUCGGGCAUUUUCUGGAUUAAUGAUUGAUGAGCGAGGGCCCAGCCCACUGUGGUGGUAUCACCCCUGGGAGGGUGGUCCUGGAUGGUAUAAGAGAGCAGGCUGAGCAAACCACCGUGGGGGGGAAAGCAAGCUGCUGAGCAGUGUUCCUCCUUGGCCUCUACAUCGGUUCUGUGUCCAGGCUCCUGAUGUGAGUUCCUGCCCUGACUUCCCUUGGUGAGAUGUAAGCUUAAACGGUUUCCCCCGAAGUCACAUCUGGUCCUGGUUUCACCACAGCAACGUAAAUCCUAACCAAGACAGGGAACAUGUGGGAGCUUGCAGAAACUCCACACGGGCAGCAGGCCCCGUCUCCAUGUUGACUCAGGUCUGGCAAGGGCCAGGGUUUGUUGUUUGAGUUCCUGUGUGAUGGAUGCUGUGACCUGAGGGCCACGCCGUGGGUUGCUGUCUGUGUUCUGUUGCCCAGUGGAAGCAUGGGAGCCGUGGAGGCAAUUCAAGUUUCCAGAAGCAUAUUAAAA